AAUUUCACCUUGUGAAGGUCAAAACAGUGUAGCUGACAUCUAUCACGACCAAUCACAAUCAGCAAACUGUUGGUAGUUGUAUGAUAAGGAUAACCUUUUGCUGCUUGACGAAUUUGAGACUCUUUUUACUAAUAAUUUGUGCUGUUAAAAUACUAGAUAAAAAAUGCCGAUCAAGUCAAUAAAGGCUCGUCAAAUCUUUGAUUCCCGUGGUAAUCCUACUGUUGAAGUGGACUUGGUGACAGAACUGGGUCUCUUCCGUGCAGCUGUGCCUUCUGGAGCUUCUACUGGUGUUCAUGAAGCAUUGGAACUUCGAGACAAUAUUAAGAACCAAUACCAUGGAAAGGGUGUCCUUACAGCUAUUAAAAAUAUCAAUGAAAUCAUUGCACCUGCACUUCUCAAGCAGAAUAUUGAUGUCACUCAGCAAAAUGAGAUUGACCAAUUUAUGAUUAGCUUGGAUGGGACAGAAAAUAAGUCAAAACUUGGUGCUAACGCUAUUCUGGGCGUGUCCUUGGCUGUUGCCAAAGCUGGUGCCGCCAGUAAGGGUGUACCUCUUUAUAAACAUUUGGCUGACUUGUCAGGCAAUAAUAAUAUUGUACUGCCAGUACCAGCUUUUAAUGUCAUCAAUGGUGGAUCACAUGCUGGCAACAAAUUAGCUAUGCAGGAGUUCAUGAUUUUGCCUACAGGAGCCACCAGUUUCAGUGAGGCGAUGCGUAUGGGUUCUGAGGUAUAUCAUUACCUCAAAAAGAUUAUUAAGGAGAAAUUUGGUUUAGAUUCUACAGCUGUCGGUGAUGAAGGUGGCUUUGCACCAAACAUUCUGAACAAUAAGGAUGCUCUGUUCCUAAUUCAGGAUGCUAUUCAACAAGCUGGUUAUACUGGCAAGAUCGAAAUUGGAAUGGAUGUAGCUGCAUCGGAGUUUUACAAAAAUGGUACUUAUGAUCUGGACUUCAAGAAUCCAAAGUCGAAUCCUGCUGACUACUUGCCAUCAGACAAAUUAGCUGACCUUUAUUUGGAGUUUAUUAAGGAGUUCCCAUUGGUAUCCAUUGAGGAUCCUUUCGACCAAGAUGACUGGGCAGCAUGGAGUGGUCUCACAUCUCGUACUCCCAUACAGAUUGUUGGAGAUGAUCUUACUGUUACAAAUCCCAAACGUAUUGCAACUGCUGUUGAGAAGAAGGCGUGUAACUGCUUACUGCUAAAAGUAAACCAGAUUGGCAGUGUCACUGAAUCAAUUCAAGCUCACUUGUUAGCCAAGAAGAAUGGAUGGGGCACUAUGGUAUCUCACAGGUCUGGUGAAACUGAGGAUACUUUCAUUGCCGAUCUGGUGGUAGGCCUAUCAACCGGACAAAUCAAGACUGGCGCGCCUUGCCGUUCGGAGCGUCUCGCCAAGUAUAACCAGAUCCUUCGUAUUGAGGAAGAGCUUGGCGCUGCAGCCAAAUAUGCUGGCAAAAACUUCCGCAGACCUGUCUAAGCUACACAUCACUGGCAUCAUAAUAGAAAUAUCUAAAGAUAUUUAAGUUAGAAUGGCAAACAAAUUAUCUUUUUUUCUUUACAUAGACAUCAAGUGAACCUUUACUGUUCAUCUGCCAUUUGUUUGUCUUUGGUGUAAUAUUGACAAUGUUAAAUCACCAUUUGCACUACCAACUAUUGCAUUUCAUUAUAAACUUAAUAGUAUGUGUAGAAUAACAGUAGAAUUAUAGUUGUUCAUUGAUACAGUGUUACAUCGUGUUAAAUAAGAACAUAAAUUCUUUUUUAUAAUUAUUAUAUUACAAGUAUGUAUUGAAAAUUUGUGGAAUGUAUGUAAUUGUAUAUUUUAAUACUAGUUCUUAAGAAAUAUUUAAAUGAAA
Molecule: messenger RNA, 1841 nt
Organism: Galleria mellonella (greater wax moth)
Lineage: Eukaryota; Metazoa; Arthropoda; Insecta; Lepidoptera; Pyralidae
Gene: Eno
Product: enolase
Exons: 8
Coding region: 164-1465 (433 amino acids)
Biological process (GO): glycolytic process
Cellular component (GO): phosphopyruvate hydratase complex
Molecular function (GO): phosphopyruvate hydratase activity; magnesium ion binding
Source: RefSeq, a predicted model, not a curated record